GGAUUUGGGGCAGUUUUGGGGCCGGGAUCCAGCGGCUCUCGGUGGUGGCCCGGCUGGGAAAGAGCCCCAAUUCCACGGAGCUGGAGGAGGUCGGCCGCUGGGGGGCGCAGCAGGAGCGCGAGACGCGGCCCCUGCGGCGGCCCCGGCCCGAGCGGCUCUUCGGGAAGCCGGAGCGCGGCAACCGCUACCUGCUGCAGGUGGAGGCGCAGCUCAACGCCUCGGGCGGGCUCAGCAGCGAGCUCACCCUCACCUGGGACCGCACCGGCGUGCCCGGCGGCAGCGAAAUCUCCUUUUUCUGGAUCUCUUGUGGUUAUUUUGGGGAUGUUUUGGGACCAUUUUAG
This is a messenger RNA of Onychostruthus taczanowskii (white-rumped snowfinch), 341 nucleotides long. Its product is annotated as multiple epidermal growth factor-like domains protein 8. The record is from RefSeq and is a predicted model, not a curated record. Lineage: Eukaryota; Metazoa; Chordata; Aves; Passeriformes; Passeridae. The transcript is spliced from 3 exons. The annotation marks the transcript as partial.